Zingiber officinale is the source of this 1101-nucleotide messenger RNA. RefSeq lists its product as uncharacterized. Bases 90 to 755 code for a protein of 221 amino acids. NCBI's taxonomy places the organism in Eukaryota, Viridiplantae, Streptophyta, Magnoliopsida, Zingiberales, Zingiberaceae. The transcript is spliced from 5 exons. The record is from RefSeq and is a predicted model, not a curated record.
UGAAGGAAAACAAGGUAGCCAAGUUUGGUGUCAUCGAGAGCGCACACUCGACAACUGCUCUGCUAUCCUGCAGUGGCAGUGCCUCAGGCAUGGCGGAGGACCUCCAGCUUCCUUCCGACCUGCUCGACGACGGAUUCUUCCACGACUUCUUUGUGGAGCGCGGUGUGAGUGUUCCUGCUGGGAGCAAAGGCGACAAAGGCGGCGACUUGGCCGGCCUCGUGAGGCGGAUGGGGAUGGCUCGCCCUUUCCUACACGACGACGGCGAGGCGUGGAAUCUGCACGCUGAGCCCGCCGGAUGGGGCGCGGAGCACCGACGGCGGAGCAAGCAGGAGCGUGGGCUUCUGAACCGACCUCUGGGGUACCCCCUCGGUCCCUUGCUGGCUUUGCAUCAGCUGCAGGCGGCUCGAAUCCUUCACCUGAAGCAGCAGCAAUUACUGCAGCAGCAACUGCACGCCGCGUGGGAAGAAACACAAAGCCAAGCGACAAGAGGCCUGCCUUCUUCCCGUCGGACUUCUUUUCCACUCCACCACCAACCCCACCCUGAAUCCGGCACGAGAGCACUCUUCCUUUGGCACUCCGGCGCGAGGAAAGAGUCCGCAGGCACCGGAGUCUUCCUCCCACGGACGACCGGCAACAAACCUGAGCAGCAAAAUCAGUCAGAUCCAUUUAUGAGAAGAGCAAACCCUGUGAGGAGCCAAAGGCAUGGCCAGCCUGCAGCCACUGCGACCUGCCUUCCUGAGGAGUGGACCUAUUGACCAACUUCACCAACUCUCUUACUAGUUGUGUGCAUUUGGAAUUAAUCGGAGUCGAACAGGUACAAGUAAAGAGGAACAUCACCAGCUCACAGUGGGCGUAGGUAUUAUUAAUCGUAAUGGCAAAAGAAUUCAUUAGCUUCUGGAGGAGGGCAAGUUUCUGGUUUGAACCUCACGCUGGGGUUUUGCUUAAACUGAAAGGAUGAAUGGACAGGAGGAAUGAAAUAAUGCAGGUUUAGUAGGGAAGGAUAUGUCGACAAUAAGCUCCUGAUUUUACUCGUUUUGUAGGCUUCAAGGGCAAUCAAUGUAUCUCAUUAAUGCUAACUCUUUUAAUGCUCUGAUUGAUAUC